AUGACUUCGGCGUCGGGUGCCACGGGGCCUCCACCAAUAGCCCCUCAUGCCCGGCUUUCUAUCGUGCUGGCUUUUGUGCUUACCUCUAUAUCGACUAUAGUCGUAGCUCUAAGGUUUUAUGCUCGACACUUCCAUACUGGAAGGCUCAUGUCGUCUGACUGGGUUAUGCUUUUAGCCAUUAUCGCUACAUGGCUAUCAGUGGUAGUACAUUGCUACAUGAUCCAUUUUCUUGAUUACAGUAACGCCAUAUGGGGCGACUGGGAAACAUUCAGACCGAUAGUAGUCGGCUCCAAUCUGUCAAUAUGGCUAUACCGAAUCAACUUCAUCCUCGAUCUCUGUCUUAUAAAGACAUCGAUACUACUAUUCUACGACCACAUCGCCUCGUCAAAUAAGCGCUUCCAAUAUGCCGUUCGCGGAUUACUCGCCAUCAUAACCUCCGGCGGAAUAUCCCAGAUUAUCGCGUCCAUCCUUAUGUGUACUCCGAUCACGGAUGCCUUCUCAUAUGACGUAUGGUACCGCGCUUUCGUCCUGUACGACUUCAAUGUCAAGUGUUACAACCCGAUUCCAUUUUGGCUCUUCAUCGCGGUUUACAAUCUCACCACAGAUGUAAUCAUCUGGUCGUUACCAAUAAUAUUCUUCCUGAAUAUCCCGACAUUGCCGCUGCGACGCCGUCUCGAAAUGAUCGCCAUCUUCUCCGUUGGUAUCAUAGCCGUUAUAUCUUCCGCCUUUCGACUCCACACUACCAUCCUUUGGCUGUCAGGCAUCACACAACAAGGGCUAAGUACACCAGAUCUUCUGUUGUGGAGUCAGGUAGAACAGAAUGUCGGUAUCAUCGCGGCCUCCGUACCCUUUCUCCGACCACUCUUUCGCAAAGCGCUAGGCAAGGCGAGGAGCAGAGAACAGCCAAGUCCUGGUCCAGGGUUGCCUUUAGUCGGCAACCCGGCCAUAUUCAGGACGCCCAUCAUUCCAUCACCUAGCCCGACAUUCGACAGGUGUAGUCGGGAGUUCAGGCCACCGAGGAGUACGCUCGAACCUAUUGAGCCUAUUAAGAGUACAUCAACUUGGGGUUCGGCGAUCUGGGAUGGGUCGCAGGUGAGGCAGGUGCUUCCUACUUGA
This is a messenger RNA of Alternaria arborescens, 1116 nucleotides long. RefSeq lists its product as hypothetical. Bases 1 to 1116 code for a protein of 371 amino acids. Lineage: Eukaryota; Fungi; Ascomycota; Dothideomycetes; Pleosporales; Pleosporaceae. The record is from RefSeq and is a predicted model, not a curated record. The transcript is spliced from 5 exons.